AUGCAGGUUGUAUAUACGUUGGUGUUCCACCUCUUUUCAAGCAAGUUUGUCUCUGAAAACAACCAGGUUGAGAGAGGGAAACAAGCGCACUAUUGCUAUGAUGAUGAAGCUCUUAAAAAAGUAAUCUCUUCGUUCCCUGGAAACGCAUCCUACAACAUUCAGAGGUUCAAAGGUUUGGGUGAGAUGAUGCCUCUGCAGUUAUGGGAAACAACAAUGAAUCCAGAUACAAGGAUAUUGAAGCAACUAGUUGUUGAGGACGCAGCAGAAACAAAUAUGGUCUUUUCGUCUCUUAUGGGUGCUCGGGUAAGUCAAUGA
Messenger RNA from Arabis nemorensis, 315 nucleotides. The record is from the annotation of a GenBank genome assembly. NCBI's taxonomy places the organism in Eukaryota, Viridiplantae, Streptophyta, Magnoliopsida, Brassicales, Brassicaceae.